AUGACGACGACGAUGAAAUCUUUAGACGAUGAAAAGGAGAGAAAGAGUAUAGACGAUGUUUUGACCGCCGCUGCGUAUUCUGAGAGUAUUCGAAGCGAUGAGGGAGAGAGAACGGCUGGUGAUGACGAUGAGGAUGAAAAUGAUGAUGAAAACGAAUUCAGACAAAAGAGGGACGAAGUAGGUGUUUAUCGUCGCGUUUCAUCGCGCGCGACCGACAUCGUCCAUCGAUUGGCGCCGAACUCUGCCGCGUUCACUUUUCUUUCCGAUGGUAAGUUCGUGCUUUCAACGAAGAAGCACAUCAGAGCGUUCUUUUUGUAUUUCGUCGUCGUGUUCGUGAUGGGGAUACGAGAUUUUUGGAAGAACUCGCCGGAGACUGUUUGGACUCGCGCGAGAGCGUUUGCGUUUACGGUACCUUUGCUCGCGUACAUUGUUUACGAAAGUUGCGCUGUGAAAAGUGACGAUGGGAAGAAAUUGAGAUUGGAAACGUCUUCAAAGGAGGAAGAGACGACAGGGAUGGUAAAAGAAAGAGGGAAAGAAGAAGAAGAAGAAGAAGAUACACCAGUGGUAGAAAAAGACGAAGAGGAACUCGUCGCCAAAGAACGUCGGCGCUUGUCUUCGAGCUCGCAGUCCACUGGGACCUCGAAUAACAGUUCUGUAUCAUUGUCUUCUCAAUAUAGCACUCGCUCCAUGAGCACGCGCCGCGUGUUACAGCGCGAACGACACGUUUCGAUCAAUCGUAACAAUCGGAGCGAGUUGAGUCUUCGGCAGAGUACGAGUGGCAGCGCAAACAGUGGGAGUGUUCAAACAAAGCAGAAAGAAUAUAAUCGGCAGAAGAGCGUUUCUGAAGUCCAAGAAAAGGAGAAUGGAGAAGAAGUAUCAUCGAAAAGUACGGAACAACAUCACGACAAAACGCAAAAUAUAAAGUUGCCCCUUUUGACUGAUAUUGAACGAAAACAUUUGGAGAAGGCUUUCGAGAAGAACGCGUCGAUUGCGCACGUCGGAUUUUUCUCGUUAGCGAUGGAGGCUUUGAUUAGUGGUAUUGAACGUAGGACGUACGAGAAACACCAAAUAAUAGCAAAACCGAAGGAUAUCGAGGAAUCCUUUGUCGUUCUAGUCAAAGGAACGGCGAUGAGUUACGAGGAUGACGACAACAUGCGCAUCGCAGACGAUCAAGGAGGCAAAUUUUCCCCCUCGACAAAGGAGAAAAAUACAACAGUUCUAAAGGAAGGAUCAACUUGGGCCGAGGGUGCCAUGGUUGAACCUCAAGUCAACGCACGUUUGCUCGUUGCCAACAGCGAAGAAGGCGCCGAGGUGAUCAAGAUUCACAAGUCGCAUUUUGAACGUGCCAUUAAAACGGUAACAAAACUUGCGGCGACUGUGGCGUUGCGCAUAUUUUUGUCGUGUCAGAAAACAAGCGAAGCAUUUGAUAACGACACUGAGCGCAUGAAGUUUGCCUCUAAAUAUGCACUCAAGAAGUUUAAGCGAACGUUUUCAAAAGAUUUAGAGAUUUGUGGUCAUUUGGAUGAGAUUGUCGCGGGUUCAAAAACAGAAUCCCUUCUACACUUUGUAAUUGACGGGACGGUGAUUUUAGUGAAUACUAAAGAUCCCUCGGCAACGAAAACUAUCGAAGCUGGUUCUUGGUUUGAAACAACCUACGACGAGCAUGGCGAGAAGAACGAAAUUUGCUCCUCCACGAGCGCUCUUUCGGUCAUCAUCAGCUUCAACGCGGAUCGCCUUCAAGCGUGCAACGACGCCUACAUCAGAUGGAUCAACAUGUAUCGAAUGAAACACGACAACAGUACAUCAAAGAAAAGACGGAGAAAGGAACGCCAGCGUCAACGGAAAGAAUCGGGUAUCUAUUCCCCUUCAUAUUCUUCUUCAGACAUGGAAAUAUCCCUUUCUUCAACGCCGAAGCGGUUUUCCAUCGAUGUGUCGCGGAUGCACGGCUCGCGCGAAGACAAGCAGCAAAAACAUAGUCGUUCUCAAUCGCUAUUGUAUGACGAAAGCGGAACGGUAACGCCAUCAACGGUAGCGUCAUCCGACUCAGAAUCAUUAACGGAUGAUAUGAGUGAAAUACAUUCGCAGACGAGUGAUUCGUUCCCGGAUAUAUCGAAUACGUUUGAUAGAGAUGCGAUUUCUGUGCCAGGAGGAAGAACGAAAGAUUCGUUGUUGACUUUAGGGACGCAACAACCUGUGAUUAUUGGAAAAGAAGGAGAAGAAUUGGCGCGAGACAUCGCAAUACAAAGUAAAAGCGAAAUCGUAUACGCGCAAGUGGAACGUUCCGUUGAGCGGAAAUUGAAUAAACGUUCUUCCACGUUCUCUCGAAUAGCUUUUCAGUUCAAGGAACGGUUUCGCGCUAGUAAUAAAAAGAGGGGGUCGGAAAUUUUACGAGCAGCUCCGACGCCAACAAAGAAAAGCGAGUUUGCUCCGACGAAGAGCUUAUUUUUCAAAAAGUAUCGCGAUAAGAGAGUCGCUGUCGCUGCAUCUCUCGUUUUAUCCCGAUCUAAGAGUAUAAACGACUUUGAACUCGGUGCAAUGGUGGGCAAGGGAAUGAUUGGUUUUGUUUUUUCUGCGACGCACAAAGUGUCUGGCCGUAGGUGCGCGAUCAAAGUCAUGCCCAAGAAAAAUGUCGUCGCGGUGAACGAAGAGAGUCACGUCGUGGAAGAAAAGAACUGCCUGUUUUCUCUCCGGGGCGCACCUUUCAUCGCGCAGUUUUAUUCCGCUUUUCAAGAUGCGAAAGCUUUGUACUUGUCGAUCGAGUUAUGCCAAGGUGAUAUGUUUGAAUUAUUCAACGCAGUUGGUUUACCUUCGACUGGCCAAACGAAAGUAUACGCUUCGCAGGUUUUGUUAGGUCUUGAAUCUAUCCACGAAAAAGGAUACAUCUAUCGCGAUAUUAAACCUGAAAAUUUGUUGAUUCGUGAGAAUGGAAGCAUCGCUAUUUGCGAUUUUGGCUUUGCGAAAAAACUCAGCGGUGGCGAACGCGCGUUUACGAUUUGUGGCACGCCUGAUUAUCUUUCACCGGAAGUAUUGCUUCAUCAAGGUGGAUCGUAUGCCUCGGAUAUCUGGGCAUUUGGCGUGUUGCUAUUUGAAAUGCUUGCUGGGUAUCCUCCGUUUCGAGAGGAUAGUCGUGAAAAGAUGUAUGAUCUAAUCGUCAACGCAAACUUUGAUGCGGUUGCGAAACCGGCGAAUUUCGACGCGAAAACUGAAAUGUUAUUGCGUGAGAUUUUUGUCCGAGACGAGGACGAGCGUUUGGGAGGAACGGAUAUUGGCGAAAUCAUGGAACAUCCUUGGUUUGAUAAUCUAGAUUGGGAUGCGGUUCUAAACGGCACGUUGAGACCUUUGCAAAUGUUUCCAGAAGGAUAUUUGAACAGCUAUAACGUUUUCAGUCAAAAUGACGGUGAAAGCGAGUUUUCCUUGGGCAAAAAAGGGGAGAAAUUUUGGCUCGUGCAAGACAACGACGGUGAAAACGAUAGCGAACAGAAUGGAAGUUCUCGCAGCUCUUUCAGUGGGUUUGCGGACUUUUAA
Bathycoccus prasinos is the source of this 3525-nucleotide messenger RNA. RefSeq names its product cGMP-dependent protein kinase. The transcript has a single exon. The record is from RefSeq and is a predicted model, not a curated record. Bases 1 to 3525 code for a protein of 1174 amino acids. Gene Ontology annotation, biological process: protein phosphorylation. Gene Ontology annotation, molecular function: protein kinase activity; ATP binding. NCBI's taxonomy places the organism in Eukaryota, Viridiplantae, Chlorophyta, Mamiellophyceae, Mamiellales, Bathycoccaceae.